Messenger RNA from Babjeviella inositovora NRRL Y-12698, 597 nucleotides. RefSeq lists its product as uncharacterized. Lineage: Eukaryota; Fungi; Ascomycota; Pichiomycetes; Serinales. Bases 162 to 476 code for a protein of 104 amino acids. The record is from RefSeq and is a predicted model, not a curated record. The transcript has a single exon.
UGAUUACAGCCCGAUAACUCUCACCGUGCCAGCCUAAUAUGCAAGUUUGACCGCGCGCCGCAUACAUGCAUACAAUAUGCUCUUAUGGGGAAAUGGGUGAUUGGAGCAUAUGCCUGUAGGUUCGCCGGGUGGUUGAGAUACCAAAGUUAAGCCUAUAUGGCAUGCACCUAUCUAAAUAUCACGUAAAGUCCGUCAGAAUGGUUACAGGUGCAGUUGGCAUCGUCAACCAUCGGAGAUAUUCGCGGCAGGGGGACGAUUUCGACGAGGUAGCAGUUUCAUCAGCCGUACCUUAUACUAAUCUGGGACAUCCCCCGGUCUGUCGAAAAGCAUAUGCAGCUAGGAAAGACUUGAUGCAUAGAGAUGAACAGGUACACCCACCAGGGACAGUGUCUGCCAUUAUCGAGAACCGCUUUAACAAAACAAUACAUCUCAGACAAAGCGAGGCAACAGGCCACUUUGGCGAUUCGACGAGAUAAAAUAUCAUGGAUAGAAGGCAAUCGGAGUACCGCGAUGCAACCAUACUGCUCUACGUAAAUACCUGUGGCUUAUCUUCGUAUACAACUGGUACAGGCCUAUUAAAGAGUUUUUGGAAACUGA